AUCAUCUUUUUGACAUACCCACUGAUACCGAGCCUCAAGACUGUGGCCGCGAUUUUCGGGAAAAAACAACACACCUUCACGCCAAUUUGAACGAGCCUUAGACAGUCAAUACGAGAAAAUAUCACAUAGUCAAGAUGGGAGAUUUAAACAGUUCAGUGGAUUUUUACCCAAAGAGCCAGCAGAGAGAGCAGAACCAUGCCAGUGGGUUCGGCUGUACAUUGCAGGAGCUCCGUUCUCUCAUGGAGUUGCGAGGAGCCGAAGCUAUUCAAAAAAUACAAGACAGUUAUGGUGAUGUCCAUGGCCUUUGUAGGAGACUGAAGACUUCACCCACUGAAGGUUUAUCAGACAACUUAGCAGAUUUCGAGAAGAGAAGGCAGAUAUAUGGUAUGAACUUUAUACCUCCCAAAAAACCCAAAACCUUCCUGCAAUUAGUAUGGGAAGCACUCCAGGAUGUGACUCUUAUCAUUUUGGAAAUUGCUGCUAUUGUGUCCCUGGGGCUUUCAUUCUAUGCACCACCAGGGGAACAGAGCAGAGAUUGUGGAAAUGUGGAAACUGGUGGUCACGAUGAAGGGGAGUCGGAGGCCGGGUGGAUCGAAGGGGCGGCCAUAUUACUAUCUGUCAUUUGUGUGGUGUGGGUAACAGCCUUUAAUGAUUGGAGUAAAGAGAAACAGUUUCGGGGGCUACAGAGUCGCAUUGAACAAGAGCAGAGAUUCUCUGUCAUACGAAACGGACAAGUCAUACAGAUUCCCGUGGCUGAGCUCGUUGCGGGAGACAUCGCCCAAAUAAAAUAUGGCGACCUGCUGCCCGCAGAUGGAGUUUUGAUCCAGGGAAACGAUCUAAAAAUUGAUGAAAGCUCGCUGACAGGAGAAUCCGACCACGUGCGCAAGGCUGCAGAUAAGGACCCGAUGCUUCUCUCUGGUACCCAUGUCAUGGAGGGAUCUGGCAGAAUGGUAGUGACAGCAGUUGGCAUAAAUUCACAAACCGGGAUCAUUUUCACCUUGCUUGGAGCUGGUGGAGAGGAGGAGGAAAAGAAGGACAAGAAAGGAAAGCAGCAGGAUGGGGCAUUGGAGAAUAAUCAGAACAAAGCUAAAAAACAGGAUGGAGCAGUUGCCAUGGAGAUGCAGCCACUGAAGAGUGCAGAAGGAGGAGAGGUUGAGGAGCGAGAAAAAAAGAAAACCAGCAUACCCAAAAAGGAGAAGUCAGUAUUGCAAGGGAAGCUCACCAAAUUGGCUGUCCAAAUAGGAAAAGCAGGUCUGGUGAUGUCGGCUAUCACGGUAAUCAUCUUGGUGCUCUACUUUGUGAUUGAAACCUUUGUGGUCGAGGGCAGAGUGUGGCUAGCGGAAUGUACCCCUGUCUACGUUCAGUACUUUGUCAAAUUCUUCAUCAUUGGCGUCACUGUUCUAGUGGUGGCGGUGCCAGAGGGCCUUCCCCUAGCUGUUACCAUCUCUCUAGCCUAUUCUGUCAAGAAAAUGAUGAAAGACAACAAUCUUGUGCGGCACUUGGAUGCAUGUGAGACAAUGGGGAACGCCACUGCUAUUUGCUCAGACAAGACAGGGACUCUGACUACCAACCGGAUGACAGUUGUCCAGUCUUUCAUGGGUGAUGUCCAUCAUAAAGAAAAGCCAGAUCCCAACUGCCUCAAUUCCAAAGCCUUGGACCUGCUUGUCAAUGCCAUUGCCAUUAACUGUGCCUACACCACCAAGAUACUACCUCCAGAGAAAGAAGGAGCUCUUCCCCAGCAAGUAGGCAAUAAAACUGAGUGCGCCCUGCUUGGGUUUGUUCUGGAUAUGCAACGGGACUACCAGCUGGUGCGAGACCAGAUCCCUGAGGAGACGCUCUAUAAAGUGUACACCUUCAACUCUGUCCGUAAGUCAAUGAGCACCAUAGUUUGCCUACCUAAUGGAGGAUACCGCCUGUACAGCAAGGGAGCCUCAGAGAUUAUGCUUAAAAAGUGUUCAAACAUCCUAAACGCCAAUGGAGAGCUCCGCACAUUCCGACCUCGAGAUAGAGAAGAAAUGGUAAAAAAGGUCAUUGAGCCAAUGGCAUGCGACGGUUUGCGUACCAUCGGUAUUGCUUAUCGGGAUUUACCGGGGAUCCCAGAGCCGGAAUGGGAAAAUGAAAAUGAGAUAGUGGGAGAUCUGACUUGUAUCGCUGUGGUGGGGAUUGAGGAUCCUGUAAGACCAGAGGUCCCUGAAGCAAUUCGGAAAUGUCAGCGUGCCGGAAUCACAGUAAGAAUGGUAACUGGGGAUAACAUCAACACGGCACGUGCCAUAGCAGCCAAGUGUGGCAUUAUCCAACCGGGAGAGGACUUCCUAUGCUUGGAAGGAAAAGAGUUCAACCGACGCAUAAGGAAUGAAAAAGGAGAGAUAGAACAAGAACGUCUGGACAAAAUCUGGCCAAAACUAAGAGUCCUGGCUCGAUCGUCCCCUACUGACAAGCACACACUAGUAAAAGGAAUAAUUGACAGCACUGUUUGUGAACAGAGACAGGUCGUGGCGGUAACGGGAGAUGGUACUAACGACGGUCCAGCUCUUAAAAAAGCAGAUGUUGGUUUUGCAAUGGGUUUGGCGGGUACUGACGUUGCCAAGGAGGCUUCUGAUAUCAUCUUAACAGACGAUAAUUUUUCCAGCAUAGUGAAGGCCGUUAUGUGGGGUCGCAAUGUAUAUGACAGCAUUUCCAAGUUCCUUCAGUUCCAGCUGACAGUCAAUGUAGUUGCUGUGAUUGUGGCAUUUACUGGAGCCUGUAUUACUCAGGACUCUCCGUUAAAAGCAGUCCAAAUGCUUUGGGUGAAUCUAAUCAUGGACACAUUUGCCUCUCUGGCUUUAGCAACGGAACCCCCAACAGAAUCACUACUUUUGCGAAAACCUUAUGGGAGGAACAAGCCUCUAAUAUCUCGCACAAUGAUGAAAAAUAUACUUGGUCACGCUGUCUACCAACUCAUCAUCAUCUUCACUCUGCUCUUUGUUGGUGAAAUCAUUUUUGACAUCGAUUGCGGCAGAAACGCCCCACUCCACUCACCGCCCUCCGAACAUUACACCAUCAUUUUCAACACCUUUGUCAUGAUGCAAUUAUUUAAUGAGAUAAAUGCUCGCAAGAUACACGGAGAGAGAAAUGUUUUUGAUGGUAUUUUCGCAAACCCAAUAUUUUGUAGCAUUGUGCUGGGCACUUUUGCAGUCCAGAUUUUGAUUGUCCAGUUCGGAGGGAAACCCUUCAGCUGUGCACCUCUUAAUACUCAACAGUGGCUUUGGUGUCUGUUUGUGGGAUUGGGUGAACUUGUAUGGGGACAGGUUAUUUCCACCGUUCCCACAAGUCAUCUGAAGUGCCUGAAGGAGGCAGGACACGGACCGGGGAAAGACGAAAUAACAGACGAGGAAAUGGCUGAGGACGAGGAAGAAAUUGAUCAUGCAGAGAGAGAACUUAGACGCGGACAGAUUCUUUGGUUCCGUGGCCUGAAUCGAAUUCAGACUCAGAUGGAGGUAGUGAGUACCUUCAAGAGAAGCGGUUCAUUUCAGGGUGCCGUGCGUCGGCGUUCCUCAGUCCUCAGCCAACUCCAUGAUGUAACAAACAUUUCUACUCCCACUCACAUCCGAGUGGUGAAAGCAUUCCGUAGUUCCCUCUACGAAGGCCUAGAGAAACCUGAAUCAAAGACCUCUAUUCACAAUUUCAUGACUACCCCUGAGUUUCUGAUCAACGAUUAUAUCCAUAACAUCCCCCUUAUUGAUGACACAGAUGUGGAAGACAGUGAUGAACCUCCGGAGAAAGUGCUCUGGUCCAUCCCACCUCCUUCUCCUAACAAGAACAACAAUGCCAUAGAUAGCGGCAUUUACUUGACCACAGACACCAGCAGGUCAGCUGCCUCUUCCAACCCUGAAAGCCCUUUGCACAGUGUGGAGACAUCUCUCUAACAGAAUACCAAACUAGUCUUCAAGAACAGCGAGAAAUAGGACUUUUCGGACUCUUCUCUCUUUUUUUCCCCCUUUGUUUUCUUUUUCUUUUGUUCUGCUGGUAGGUCAGCAAAGCCAAAAUGAAACAACGAAGACAACAAUAGUCAACUCUGCCAAGCAACAACAAAAGUAGUCAUGAUACUCAAGACCAAAAUGUGUUACGAUUCCUUUAACAGAUUGGGUAUAGAUACUUCCAAAUGAACAAA
Molecule: messenger RNA, 4150 nt
Organism: Pelobates fuscus (common spadefoot toad)
Lineage: Eukaryota; Metazoa; Chordata; Amphibia; Anura; Pelobatidae
Gene: ATP2B3
Product: ATPase plasma membrane Ca2+ transporting 3
Exons: 21
Coding region: 135-3905 (1256 amino acids)
Biological process (GO): regulation of cytosolic calcium ion concentration; calcium ion transmembrane transport
Cellular component (GO): plasma membrane; intracellular membrane-bounded organelle
Molecular function (GO): PDZ domain binding; P-type calcium transporter activity; ATP binding
Source: RefSeq, a predicted model, not a curated record